AAAAGUAAAUUUUCAACCCCUCUAUAUAAGAAAGGCUCACAUUUUAUUUUCCUUCUUCUGUAGGAAGUAGCUGUUACUCUCAACUGUUGUUUCCACUCCCUCUUUUCUCCAGAUCUGAUCUCCCCAAGGGCAUUUUCAGUAAGUUGGAAAAGAUGGGUCGUGGUGUUAGCAGUGGUGGUGGGCAGAGCUCAUUGGGCUAUCUGUUUGGGAGUGGAGAAGCUCCGGAACAAGCAACAAACAAUUCCCAAGCUGCUCCAACUGAUGCACCAGCUGCCCCCAAACCCGCCCGUGCUCCUGAACCGGUUGAUAUUACCAAGCAAGUUCCUGCUGGUAUUAACAGUGCUUCUGCAAACUAUCACAUGCGUGCUGAUGGUCAGAACACUGGCAAUUUCAUUACGGAUCGACCAUCCACCAAGGUUCAUUCUGCCCCUGGAGGUGAAUCUUCUCUGGAUUACCUUUUCGGUGGGGUAUCUGGAGGUAGUAAAUGAGAUUGUAGCUUGAUAAUAAUAAUAUCUUUGAUAAUGGGGGUAUUGCUUGUUGAUUUUUGGGUUAAAGCAUUACAUCGUGGAUGGUGAUGAUGAUGCUCUGUUUUUAUAUGAUGUUUGAACAUAAAAACAAUGAAAACAUGCCUGUCUGGUGGUGUAAUAUUACUACAGGUCUUUGUGGUUGUUGUUUUGUUGAUUCAAUCAAAGAGUUCCCUCAAGUUUAGUUGCACAAAACAUCUAAUUUGCGGAGCUCAGUUGGUAAGUAUAUGAAAAAUAUUGUUAUA
Messenger RNA from Hibiscus syriacus, 769 nucleotides. RefSeq names its product protein SPIRAL1-like 2. The record is from RefSeq and is a predicted model, not a curated record. Lineage: Eukaryota; Viridiplantae; Streptophyta; Magnoliopsida; Malvales; Malvaceae. Gene Ontology annotation, cellular component: cortical microtubule, transverse to long axis. The coding region runs from base 153 to 488 and encodes 111 amino acids. Gene Ontology annotation, biological process: cortical microtubule organization. The transcript has 3 exons.